UCAGAGAUAGAAACACCCAGAGAGAGAGAGAGAGAGAGAGAUGGCAGGCAGAGUGGUUCUUCAUGGAACUGGGGCUAGUCCGUACAGCAAGGGGGUGGAGCUAGCUCUGAAAGUGAAAGGGGUCGAGUAUGAGUUCGCGGAAGAAAACUUGACGAACAAGAGUGAAGCGCUCUUGCGGUACAAUCCUGUUCACAAGAAAGUCCCUGUUCUUGUUCACGACGGCGUGCCCAUCGCCGAGUCGCUGGUCAUUAUCGAGUACAUCGACGAGACUUGGAAGGAGGGUCCUCGGCUCUUGCCCCAAGAUCCCUAUGAAAGAGCCAAAGUUCGCUUCUGGGCUGGCUUUCUCCGCCAGCAGUUCUAUGUGGCCAUGGCCUCUGUGAUCAAAACUGAUGGAGAAGCGCAAGAGAGAGCUGUCAAGGAAGUGCACGAGCAACUGAAGGUGUUGGAAGAGGGCAUCAAGGGCAGUUAUCCCAGGGGGUCCCCAUUUAUCAACGGCGACAACAUGGGACUCCUAGACAUUAUUGUCUUGCCGAUAUUGGGUGCUCAUAAAGUUCUGGAAGAAGUCCUCGGUGCGAAAUUUCUGGACCCAGAGAAGUAUCCAAGGGUGACCUCCUGGGUGAAAGCUCUAACUGAGUUGCCAUUGGUGAAAGAGGCAACGCUUCCUCAUGAGAAGCUGGUUGGCCUUCUUCAGUUCUUGAGGGCUAGGGCUCUUGAGUCUGCAGCAGCUUAAUGCUUCUAAGGGUCUCCUUGAUAAUAAUGGUGGGAACUUCGUCAGUCACAUUCGCAUGUCAUGUUUGAUUGCACUUCGAUGUAAUCCGAAUGUAUUUGCGAAUAAGCUAUUGCCCAAUAAAGUUUACUUCAAAUGUUUCCCUA
Messenger RNA from Syzygium oleosum, 873 nucleotides. RefSeq names its product glutathione S-transferase U10-like. The record is from RefSeq and is a predicted model, not a curated record. The transcript has 2 exons. Gene Ontology annotation, molecular function: glutathione transferase activity. Gene Ontology annotation, cellular component: cytoplasm. Bases 41 to 730 code for a protein of 229 amino acids. NCBI's taxonomy places the organism in Eukaryota, Viridiplantae, Streptophyta, Magnoliopsida, Myrtales, Myrtaceae. Gene Ontology annotation, biological process: glutathione metabolic process.